This is a messenger RNA of Dalotia coriaria, 1564 nucleotides long. RefSeq names its product cytochrome P450 6a2-like. The record is from RefSeq and is a predicted model, not a curated record. Gene Ontology annotation, molecular function: iron ion binding; monooxygenase activity; heme binding. The coding region runs from base 1 to 1425 and encodes 474 amino acids. The transcript has 3 exons. Lineage: Eukaryota; Metazoa; Arthropoda; Insecta; Coleoptera; Staphylinidae.
AUGAUCGUGGUAUUAAUUGUGAUUUGUGUGAUCAUCGCAUGGAUUUUUUGGGAAAUUCAAAGCAGCUUCAAAUAUUGGUCCAAUUUCAACAUCCCGCAGAGUAAGCAGAAUAUAUGGGCCUACCUCACCAAUUGGCGUGUAUCCUUCCACAUGAUGCAAUUGUACAUGAUGUGUCGCAAGAAAAAAUGGCCGUGCGUGGGUGCAUUUCUCAUAACUCGGCCGAUUCUCUUCGUGGCUUCACCGAAACUUCUCAAGGAAAUUGCUUUCACGCAUUUCCAGCACUUUCGUAAUCGCGGAAGUUACCACAACGGGAAAAGUCUGGAAAAUUUGAAUUUGUUUAAUAUGAAAAGUGAGGAAUGGUGCAAGUGGCGUAAAAGUGUAAAUUCUUGCUUCGCUCCAAAUAAAAUGUCACAAUAUACCAAGAUAUUUAACAAAAUCAUGAAACAAAGCAUAAUUAAUUUGGACAUGGAUUUUAAUCAUGCUGAAAUAGAUUUCUUCAAGUUUGCAAAUGACUAUGCAUGCAGUAUCGCGCAGAUUUUGUUCCUGGGAGAAGCGCAAACACCUGAAGAAUUAUUAGAAACCGAAGAAUUGCAAACUGCCAUCUUUAAACCGACGUUGUGCAGUAAACUAAUAGAUAUUUUGAGUUAUUAUUGCCCUCGUUUAUUACAGUUUUGCAAUGCACCAGAGUUUCCACAAGGUGUGCAAGAUAGAGUGAGAAAGUCUUUAAGAUAUACUCUGAAUAAUCACACUUACUUAGAUGGUACAUUCCCUCAACAAUUUAUGGAUUUCCGUGCGAAAGACGAUACGGUACAAAUCGAAAAGAUGAUUGGUGUUUUGAGCGCCCUCUUUAUCGGUGGUUUGAAAUCAACGACGCCAUUACUGACGUACGCAUGUUACGAACUGGCGAAGACACCCGAAGUGCAAAUCAAACUGCGCUCGGAGAUCCUGGAUGCAAUUGAUGCAAAUGGCGAUGUAUCAUAUGAAAAUUUAAAGAACAUGCCCUACAUGCAAUGUGUAUUGAAUGAAGUGAUGCGACUUCAUAAUGGCGGACCAUUGAUCUUUCGAGAGUGUCAUGAAACAUGCACGAUUGAAUCUAUUGGCUUGACGGUGGAAAAAGGAGUUUUGGUUGCAGGAUCACUCAGGGGCAUUCUAAUGGACGAAGAAUAUUUUCCAAAUCCAGAGCGGUUUGAUCCUGAUCGAUUCCUUGACCCGUCUUCUACGCAUCAUGAAGCAUUUCAUCCUUUUGGGAUUGGUCGGCAUAACUGCAUCGGAAACAAAUUUGCUUUGUUCCAAGCAAAGAUAUUUCUAUCAUUAUUGCUCUCUAAGUAUUCUCUAAUAGUUAAUGACAAAACUAUGAAAACUUUUAAAGAUAAAAAUGCUAGGUUAGCGGCAAAUGCUAUUUAUUUGAAUAUUUCGCCACUAUGAAUUAUUUAUUGCUUUGCUUUGAUAUUUAAUAUUAAAUUUUGCGUGUGAUAACUAAUAAUAUAUUUAUAUUUACUAUUUACUGCACAUUGAUUGAAACUGUAAGUAUUAUAAGCAACUGUGUUAUUUAAAAAACUAAAAA